This is a messenger RNA of Gekko japonicus, 1750 nucleotides long. It is a transcript of the gene KXD1, whose product is annotated as KxDL motif containing 1. Gene Ontology annotation, cellular component: BORC complex. Gene Ontology annotation, biological process: lysosome localization. The record is from RefSeq and is a predicted model, not a curated record. The transcript is spliced from 4 exons. Bases 1 to 525 code for a protein of 174 amino acids. NCBI's taxonomy places the organism in Eukaryota, Metazoa, Chordata, Lepidosauria, Squamata, Gekkonidae.
AUGGAGCCCUCUGCCUCUGGUGUUUUCUGCAGCCGGGUGCUCAGCAUGGUGAACUCGGAAGACGUGAAUGCCAUCAUCCUGGCUCAGAAGAAUAUGCUUGACCGAUUUGAGAAGACCAAUGAGAUGCUGCUGAACUUCAACAACCUGUCCUGCAUGCGAAUGCAGCAGAUGAACGAGCGUUUCCUCCAUCACACCCGGACACUGGUGGAGAUGAAGAAAGACCUGGACAGCAUUUUCCGGAGAAUCAGGACACUGAAAGGGAAGCUAGCAAAACAGUAUCCAGAGGCCUUUAGCAAUAUCCACGAAUCUCCCAUCCUGGAGGAUGACGACUUCGACCCCAUCCCCAAGAGCACCGCCACGACCAUCGCUACCUCAGAGCAGAGCACUGAAUCCUGCGACACCAGCCCAGAUAUCAUCUCCCCCACCACGAGCCAUGACUUCGAAGACCUCUCCCAGGGCCCCUACGACUCGCCGGCAGUGAACGGACAGAGCGUCACAGAUGACGAUGGCAACGAGACGGACUAGACUGCCGGGCAAAGCCUCAGCGCUAUGGGCUUUUCCUUCCUCCACCGUCAGGACCACACACCGGAGGCCCAUCCCUUUCACCUCUGUAUCUCUGUGUCGUCUUGCCCAAUUAUUUCCAUGUCCUAGGAGAGAGGAGUCAGCGUGGGCACAGGGGCUUGUGCAUGAACUGUCACUUCCCUGACGGCGCCAAUCCCUCACUUGCCAAAUGCGGAGCGAGUUUGUACAUUAACGGGAUCCAAAUUGCGGGGGAACCAGCCAGCUGCGUUGCUCACUUGCUUGCACAAAGGUGCGCCUGCCGGGUUUGGGCCACCGGUAACGGCUGUAUUCUCGUUACGGGGAUUCAUUGAGGCGACAAAUUAUGCAGCCUGCCCUCUCCCAUUUGCUGUAGCCUGGUCUGUAAAUUAUCUCUUGGGCAGACUGUACAAAGCCAGGUUCUCAAAGCUGCAGCCUCUAGCUGGAGAGCAGAAGUACAUCCGAGGAGACAGGAAGGAGAGCAGGUGAGAAUGGGCGACUCCGUCUUUCUCCAGUCACACAUAUGUCCCCCUAGUGCAGCCUCUGUGUUAGCUUCAGUCUGUCCCUGGAGCCCAGUCCAUCAGCAGUCGUUGCCUGGACCCCCUUUGCUACAAGCCGUGAUCACACACGGCUCCUGUCCAGAUACGGGGUUUGCGCAGGUGACAUUUCAGGUAGAUUGCCGCAGUGGUUCUUUCCAAAGACCUCUGUUGCUUUAGCUGAGGUGUGGUCCCCAGUUCCCUACAAGCCUGCUUAACCCAACAGGGUGCAAGGGCUCUGUCGUUAUCUACCACGGCUUCCUCUGACUCAGUGUAAAAGGUAUACGUCCACUCCUGGCCUCCAGCGAUGCACGUUAAUAGCUAAAAAAUGGAGGCCCCUGUGCAUCAAAGCGUUCACCUUGCAGGAAGUACAUUUAGCCGUCUGAUUGCUUUCUGUCCUCGUUAAGCCCUGUUUUGACAGCCCCCGCCUUCUGUUUACAGCACCACAAAGGGUGUCCACGUCCUUUGCCUGGUUUUUAGUCUCCCUUCCCCACUGUGGCACCACUGUCUGUAUUAAGAGUUCCUUUGCCAGAGUUCAGCACAGGAACAAUAACGUUUUGUGCGCAGAGAGGGGGGAGGCGUUGACACCCCCUCCCCCCGGUGUAAUCUCACAAGAUGCAAAAACAUAAAGAAGAAAUAUUUUUGUACCGCUAAAAGUUUACAGAGACUAAUAAAGA